GCCUGCGCCCGAAAUCAAGUGGAUCCAUUAUGGCAAACCGAUCGAAGAGGCGGCCGUCAACCCGCGCCGCAAAGUCUUCCCCAAUCGCAUCGUCAUUGAGCGGCUGCAGAAGGGCGACACGGGCAACUACGGAUGCAACGCCACCUAAAGCAUCGGCUACGUCUACAAGGAUGUCUACGUGAACGUGUUGGCGUUGGCGCCCGACAUCGAAGACGCACCGGACGACACGGCCACCGUAGACGGAUCGGCCGUCAAUCUGACGUGCAAAGUCUUUGGCUCACCCAGACCGCUCGUCAAAUGGAUCCGCGACGGAUUGGAAUUGACUGGCGGCCGCUAUCGCGUUAUGGACAGCGGUGAUCUGGAAAUUAGGGAUGUGACCUUUACAGACGCUGGUGUAUAUUCGUGUCAUGCAACCAACAAAUUCGGAUCGGCCAAUGCCAUUGGAACUCUGAUCGUGAAAGAGCGCACCGUCAUCAGGGACGGAUCCGAAGACUAUGAAGUGGCUGCCGGGCAGACGGCCACUUUCCGAUGUAACGCGGUAGCUGACUCGUCACUGAACAUGACGAUCGAGUGGCUCCACGCGAACCAGUUGAUCGAUUUGGAGCAGAGCAAGAGCCACGCUUCGUCCAGUCGCAGGACUCGUCGCUGACCAUCGCGAAGAUGACAGAGUUGGACACGGGCGACUACACAUGCCGUGCAAAAACCAUCCUGGACAUGGCAGAGGCCAAGGCCACCCUCAUCGUUCAAGACGUUCCCAAUCGGCCGCGAAUGGUAGGCAUCCAUUGCAACAACCGCGACGCGGCCAUCGAAUGGACACCUUCGGGCGAUAAUCGAGCGCCCAUCUUAACGUACACGAUCCAGCUUAAUACGAGUUUCACGCCCGACAGCUGGGAAGUGUUGUUUGAAAACGUGCCAGCCACCGAGACGCGCUUCAAAGUGGAGAUGAGGUCUUGGUCCAAUUACACGUUCCGUGUCAUUGCUCGCAAUAAGAUUGGACCGUCGCUUCCAUCGGACCACUCGUCCAUGUGCACGACGCCUCCAGAUGUGCCGAAUAAGAAUCCCGAUAAUGUAGAGGACUGUGGCACUUCGCCCACUAAUUUGGUUGUCACGUGGAACCCGAUGCCCGAGAAUCGAACACAACGGACGCAACUUUCCCUAUCGCGUUUACUGGCGUCCCAUUGCGCCAUUUUCGGCCCCUUGUCGGAAAUCAAACCGGAUAACCAAAGGAAGGUUUACCUUCCGCAAUGCAUCGAUGACCGUCAGCGUUCUGAUAAACGUAAGAUAUUAUCCACAUCGCUUACGACGGAAAUGGGACCUACGUUAACGAACGGCCAAGAUACGAAAGGAAAUGUUGCGCUGUUCUGUGAAAAGCUAGUGUGCGAAUAA
Daphnia carinata is the source of this 1386-nucleotide messenger RNA. Its product is annotated as neuroglian-like. Gene Ontology annotation, biological process: brain development; cell-cell adhesion. Bases 661 to 1386 code for a protein of 241 amino acids. The record is from RefSeq and is a predicted model, not a curated record. Gene Ontology annotation, molecular function: cell-cell adhesion mediator activity. Lineage: Eukaryota; Metazoa; Arthropoda; Branchiopoda; Diplostraca; Daphniidae. The transcript has 5 exons.